Molecule: messenger RNA, 897 nt
Organism: Eurytemora carolleeae
Lineage: Eukaryota; Metazoa; Arthropoda; Copepoda; Calanoida; Temoridae
Product: alpha-ketoglutarate-dependent dioxygenase alkB homolog 6-like
Exons: 7
Coding region: 54-731 (225 amino acids)
Source: RefSeq, a predicted model, not a curated record
GAUGUUUAUUGUUUCAGAGUAUAUUCCUGCAAAAUGUCUAAUUGGUUGUAGGUAUGGAUGAUGUUACUGAGCUUGAAAAGUUCAGAGUACCAAGUACUCCGCCACGAGUAUAUUAUUUGCCAAACUUUAUAACUCAUAAUGAGGAAAUCUAUCUUCUUGGCGAAAUAAAGAAAACACCAGGACCUCGAUGGACUCAACUGUUGAAUCGGCGGCUGCAAAACUGGGGAGGGAUUCCACAUCAUCGCGGAAUGAUUGCUGAAAACAUUCCUCCCUGGCUCCAGUGUUAUGUUGAUAGAGUUAAUAAUUUGAAUAUUUUUGGAGGGAAGAAAGCAAACCAUGUUCUUCUCAACGAGUACACAUCAGGACAAGGAAUAAUGCCACAUCUCGAUGGAUCUCUCUUCUCUCCAACAAUAUCAACAAUUUCCCUGGGUUCCCAUACUGUCAUUAACUUUUACGAUCAGGAUAACGGAGAGAAUGGUUUAAUGAAUCCUUUAGAAAAAAGGUUGAUUUUAUCUUUAUACCUGGAACCCAGAAGUCUACUAGUUCUUCAGGAGGAUAUGUACAACAACUACAUGCACGGUAUCGAAGAAAAAACAAAGGACGAAUAUAAGGAGUAUGCCAACUUUCCAUCUCAACUCUUUGAAGGGGUCCUGGAGAGAGAAACCAGAUAUUCUCUUACCAUCCGACAUGUUCCCAAAACAACGAAACUCAAAAUUAAGUUUGGGAAGUAGGCUGAGGGAAAUCGAUGAAACGAGAAACAGAAAUGGUAGUAAACGAACCAUUAAAAGCAUUUUGUAAAUAACCACAAUGUAUUACUGGCCGGGUACCAACAAAUUUCAUUCUGUGAUCUUUAAAAAAUUAUUGUAAUAACUGCAUUUAAUUUGCCUUUUUUUCAGA